Messenger RNA from Capronia coronata CBS 617.96, 1008 nucleotides. RefSeq lists its product as uncharacterized. The record is from RefSeq and is a predicted model, not a curated record. The coding region runs from base 1 to 1008 and encodes 335 amino acids. The transcript has a single exon. NCBI's taxonomy places the organism in Eukaryota, Fungi, Ascomycota, Eurotiomycetes, Chaetothyriales, Herpotrichiellaceae.
AUGCCUCUUCAUAUAGACCCUCGUCGAGGUGACGAUCUCCACGGCAGAGCCACCGAUUCUCCUCCUGAACAAAUGCCACCACAUCCGGAUCAACAAUUGCCUCCCAUUCAACGAAACGAGGAGAUGCAGCGGACCCAAGCGCACGAGCAAAUGCCGCCAGGUACAGGACACUCACCUCAUCCAACAUCCAGUACCUCCAUUUUCAGCUCGACACAUUCGCCCAUCCAAACUCAAUCAUCCAGCCGGACCUUGCCUUCUCCGCCAGGCGCUCAAUUUCCUUGGGUAGGCAGUUCAAGCUCCGCACCGUAUUCGCCGACUCCUAUGCAGACCGCUCAGAAGAGCCAUCUUCAGGACCUCCAGCAUCAGAUAUCGACCAAGACCUUGGCUCUACAGACCCUACAACGCGAACAUGACCAGCUUCUGGCCGCAUUUUCACGAUCACAUGUUCGGUGUACAGCUUUGGAGAAGAAGUCGCAAGUCUCAGAUCACGAAAUCAACACCUUGACUGAAGACAAGCUCCGGCUUCAGCAACAGGUUGACGCCCUAGAAGAUCAGGUCGAAGAGUUGAGCAAAGCACGCGAGGAAAUCCAAAUGCAGUCCUCAGCUGACAUGGCACAAUGGCGGCAGAUCAUGGCCAUGUCAUCGCAGCUGCAGCUCAAAGGUUCAGAAGAGACGCGGCAGUACAAGGCCGACCGGGAGGCAUGGGAUCGAGAACGUAUCUCGCUACAAAAACGGGUGGAGGCACUCGAAUCCGCAAAGGGUGUCCUCCCCGACCGAACAGUGCUAUCUGACUCGACAACCCCUGUGUCGAAUGACGCAGUGCUGACCUCCGACUCUCUCGAGUUGCUUAGAGAUGAAAUUCUCAAAGUUAGGCGACGUUGUUUUGAACUGGAAUCACUACUGCAGGAACUUGCUGGCGAGACUGACCAGAUUGACACUGCCAUCAGUACACUGGAGAGGUUUCGGAAGGCACUUGCUGGCAGAAAGCGGCGCCUCGAGGAUAGCUAG